Molecule: messenger RNA, 1386 nt
Organism: Leptinotarsa decemlineata (Colorado potato beetle)
Lineage: Eukaryota; Metazoa; Arthropoda; Insecta; Coleoptera; Chrysomelidae
Gene: Ing5
Product: inhibitor of growth protein 5
Biological process (GO): regulation of DNA-templated transcription
Cellular component (GO): nucleus
Source: RefSeq, a predicted model, not a curated record
CUGUCGCUGUCAUUGUCAAAUAAAUUAAACAUAAGCUUUGUUUGUUGUUGGUUGUUGAAAACUUUUAUUUGAAUUCAAAAAAAACUUUCUGCUCAAAGGAGUUAUUAAAUUCUCUGCAGAAGUUACAGUAUUCAUUAAAAUGACUUCGGCUCUCUAUUUGGAACAUUACUUAGAUAGCCUAGAACAUUUACCCAUUGAGCUUCAACGCAACUUUACGUUAAUGAGAGAUUUGGACUCGAGAGCUCAAGGUCUUAUGAAAAACAUAGAUACAUUAGCGGAUCAGUACCUAAAAGAUCAGAAAAAUCUGUCUUCAGAUCAGAAAAAAGAGCAGUUGGAUAAAAUACAGAGUCUAUUCAACAAAGCUAAAGAAUAUGGGGACGAUAAAGUACAACUAGCAAUACAGACUUAUGAAUUAGUAGAUAAACAUAUUCGCAAGUUAGAUAAUGAUUUAGCUAGGUUCGAAUCCGAAAUUCAAGACAAAGCAUUGAAUUCUAGGAACCAAGAGGAACCAACUGUAGGCAAAAGAGGCAGAAAGAAGCUGAAGGAUGGAAAAGCAGAAAAGAAAAAACUCGGUAAUUCUAGCGAAGAAGACUCAACAGGAACUGUGAAGGGGAACAAGAAGAAAAAACAGAAGGGGGCAGGGACUGGAAGCGCUUCCGGAAACUCGACUGGCAAUGGUGCCAAGGCUGCUUCAGGUGAGGUGGCUGAAGCGGUGGCAGCAGUCUUGCCUGGAUUAGCAGGAAUCGCCCAUCCUAGCGACGUAUUGGAUAUGCCUGUUGAUCCUAACGAACCAACAUAUUGCCUUUGUCAUCAAGUGUCCUACGGUGAAAUGAUUGGAUGUGAUAAUCUUGAUUGUCCAAUUGAAUGGUUCCAUUUCGCUUGUGUCGGAUUGACUACAAAGCCCAAAGGGAAAUGGUAUUGUCCGAAAUGUACUCAGGAUAGGAAGAAGAAAUAGCGAAAACAGAUUAUCUAGGUGAAUCAUUCCACACUUUAAAAUUCUUUCAAAAUUUUUAAUUGUUGACAAUCUACGUUUCGUAGAUUUAUUUCUCUUCUUUAUUUAUUGUUUUUGAACCUAAUUGUAAACGAUUAUGCAUUGUUUGGGUUCUCGUGGACGAUUUGCUUCCAAGAAGAAACAUCAAAAAUGUUUUUCCGUAACUCUUAAGUAUCAAAAUACUUCAAUCGAUUAUUUUUCCUUGAUAUGUUUUCAUCGGGCAUCGAAUCACGUGGAAAAUAUGAGCCCGUCAUGUGGCUUCAGAUCUCAAAAGACAUUAGUAAAGUGUUUGUUUCGAAGUUGUUGUUAUGUAGGUUUUAAUUAGAUUUUACAAAGAAAUUUCUGUAAUAUUUGUUUGUAUGAUGAGUUGUGAAAGAUUAAUAAAAUAUAUCAAC